UUUCCCCAUCUUCCCGCCACCCUAAAAAUUUCCGCCCGAACUCCAUUUCAAUUUUCAACAUUCUCUUCACAUUUCGCUUCCCAGUUCCCACGAACAACUCCAAUCCAAUCCAACCCGCCACGACCCAUCCUAUAGCCCCGGCGGCCGGCGUCCUAGCUCCUCCAGAUUCCGCAGGCCCCGAUACCAUCCUCGACGGCGACUGGCGUAGCAGGUUCCUUCGCAGAUCAGAUGGGGAGGCCGCGGAAGACGAAGCCCGAGCCGGAGCCAGCCCCCGCCUUCUCGAUCGGCAACUGCAAGGUGGAGAUCCGCGGGAGCGGGCUGCGGUGCGAGACGACGGAGCAGGGGCUGACAAUCUCCGGGCCCAGGGGCGCCAAGGCCGUCGUCUCUGUUUCUGGGGAUCAGAGGGGCGCUUCGAUUGGCGUCGGUGAUGGCUCUCAGUUCAUCCUCCUCAAUCCAGGCGAUGCAGAUAGCCAAACCAAGUCCUUGCUUCAGGAAGUAUUGAUGCUCUACAAGCAAGAGCUUCCUAGUAUGGACUUUGCUGCAGACACUGGGAGAAAGUCAGGGUUUCUUGAAAAAUGCACAACUAAUGGGAAAUACAAGACUCUAAUUCUGCUGUCUAGCUCUGCGGCACAGCAUGAAGAGGUUAUAGCUACUGUAUCAUAUCAGAUUGUGCCAGCUGACACUCAGUAUGCUGAAAUACCUCUGGCAGUUGUGAGAUCAUCUUAUCAACGUGUGGGUAUUGGCCAGCUCUUAUAUAAGGAACUAUCGCAGAGGCUUCAGAAUGUUGGUGUCACAUCCAUUUUCUGCUGGGCAGAUAAGGUUUCUGAGGGUUUUUGGCUAAAACAGGGUUUUGUAUCUGUUGGAGAAGUGGAUACUAAAGGUAAGGUUCGAAAGAUUCCAGUAAGGGCUGAUAUAAAGAGAACAUUAUGCUUUCCUGGUGGAUCAACACUUAUGGUUGCACACCUUAAGAAGCAAUUGCCAAUCAUGCAAACAUGGGAGAAACCGCAGACAACACUCCAUACUGUAGUACCAGAUAGUAUAUCUCCUGGUGAUACCAAUUUUCUCUCAUCUGAUAACAUGGUCCUCCAGACAUAUAAACGCCGUGUCAGAAAGACUGCAAAGGAGGCAACAAAUGAAGUUUGCAAUGCUUAUGGUGAAAGUUCAUUAUCUCAGCAAGAGCCAAAGAAACGUAUGUAUGAAAUGUCAUCAUCAUCACUAAAGUCAAAAAGAAUAAGAUGUAGCAAUGAUGGUGACAAUUGCCAAGACAUGAAUCAAAUUGGUGCACAUGACAAUAACUUGUGCAGUUCCCCUGGAAAUUCACUGCAUCGAAUUCCUAAAGAACAUCAUGUUCCUAGCAUGGGAGGUGAUUUUGAAAGCAAAAUGUCUCAAGAUGACAAGGCCGUUAUCUAUUCCAAUGGAAGCCCUACAGUUAUGCUCAUGAAUAUUGCAGACGAACAAAAGAAGGCACGCCUUACAAAGGUUGUUGAAACGCUUAGGGGGUCUGUUACUUGCGAUGGACAUUCAUGCACACAUGUUGUUACUGGAAAAGCUCGCAGGACUAUGAAUUUCUGUAUUGCUUUGUGCUCUGGUGCUUGGAUAAUUUCCCCAAACUGGCUAAAAGAAAGCUUCAGAGAAGGGCAGUUUGUAGGAGAAGCACAAUAUGUUCUGGAAGAUGAAGAAUAUAGGAUGCAAUAUAAGUCUGAACUUAGAGAUGCAGUUAUGAGAGCUAAAGAAAGGCCUAACUCCUUGUUUGCUGGCUAUACUUUCUGUCUUUCAAAGCACAUCCAGCCCUCUUUUGAUGUUCUCUCAGCCAUUAUUAAGUCUACUGGAGGCAAGAUCAUAAAGAAACUGAGUGAGUUAGAUGAGCCGUCCUUGACAAUCUUUUUGGUCUGUGAAGAGGAGGCAGAACUUGCAUUGGUUGCAGCAAAAAGUGGCAUCAAAACAUUCAGCAGUGACUGGUUCAUGAGCUGUGUCAUGAAACAGGAACUUGACCUCGAGGCGCCUCAGUUUAUUGUAUCUCUAUGAUGUGACUAGUUCAAGUCCUUUUCCUAAGACACCUCUUUGGUUGGGAUAUAAAUUAUUCUCCCGGUUCUCUGUAGAUAUACAGAUUUUCUUAUCUCCCUAGUUGCAAAAUCUGAAGUAGUAUUAAACUAGUUAUCAUCCUGUGGGAACGAUUACCUGUUUAAAUGGAAAACGUUGUGGUGGAGCUAUUCCAAUUUCUGCAGGUGUUAUUGUAUGGAAUUUUGGUGUUCAAAAUCCACAGCAGUACUAUAAUUUCACUUGAUA
Sorghum bicolor (sorghum) is the source of this 2286-nucleotide messenger RNA. RefSeq lists its product as uncharacterized. Gene Ontology annotation, molecular function: acyltransferase activity, transferring groups other than amino-acyl groups. Bases 229 to 2025 code for a protein of 598 amino acids. The record is from RefSeq and is a predicted model, not a curated record. The transcript has 14 exons. NCBI's taxonomy places the organism in Eukaryota, Viridiplantae, Streptophyta, Magnoliopsida, Poales, Poaceae.